Molecule: messenger RNA, 1443 nt
Organism: Maylandia zebra (zebra mbuna)
Lineage: Eukaryota; Metazoa; Chordata; Actinopteri; Cichliformes; Cichlidae
Product: cholesterol 7-desaturase nvd
Biological process (GO): cholesterol metabolic process
Cellular component (GO): cytoplasm
Molecular function (GO): oxidoreductase activity; 2 iron, 2 sulfur cluster binding
Source: RefSeq, a predicted model, not a curated record
UCUCCAAAGUGCCCGGUGUUCGUUAUAAAGUGACCGUGACAGUCUGCAAGUUAGAGACUCAGACAUGUCCAACGCGAAGGCAGCUGCCGUCAUCGGGCUGGGAGUGGGUGCAAUGCUUAUCACACAAGGUGGAGAUCCGCUGGGCUCUGUGGGCAGCUGGUACCCGAUAUGGAGCGAAAUGGGCUUACGCGGUGCCCCAGCCCGGGCCUUCUUUUGCUUCUCCGUCGGUGUUCUUUUCUUCGCUAUAGGCUGGCUGUACCGGCAGCUCUUCAGUCCUCUGGAACUGCUCAGGUCGCCCGAAGACGUGGGAUACGUCGAGGAGGACGGUCGCACCAAAGCGCAGGCAGCCAACGACGCCAGGCGCAGGAGGAAAAUCGGGGAGCUCCCACCGGUUUACCCAAACGGCUGGUACCGAGUCCUGGACUCACACAUGCUGCAGAGGGGCGAGGUCAAAAGUGUGUCUAUUCUAGGUGAGCAGGUGGCAGUGUUUCGGGGCCACGAUGGAAAGGCCUAUGUGGUGGAUGCCUACUGCCCUCACCUGGGUGCCAACCUUGCUGUGGGUGGACGGGUGUUUGGGAACUGCAUCGAGUGUCCAUUUCAUGGAUGGCAGUUUCAGGGGGAUAAUGGUGUAUGUGUGAAGAUUCCCUAUGCAGAAAAAGUGCCUGAUUUUGCCAGCGUGCGCAGCUGGCCCAGCUGUGAGGUCAACAAGCAAAUCUUGGUUUGGUUUCACUGUGAUGGAGAAGGACCUCAGUGGAUCGUCCCUGAGCAGCCGGAGAUCACAAAUGAUGAGUGGGUCUAUCGGGGGAGAACUGAGCAUUUUAUUAAUGCUCAUAUACAGGAGAUUCCAGAAAAUGCAGCGGACAUAGCUCACUUGUCGCACCUUCACACUCCAAGCAUGCUCAGUGGAGCAGAUCUACGUUACACCAAUAGCAAAAUCUGGGAAUUUGUGCAACAUGACUGGAAGGUUGACUGGAAACCAGAGUCAGAGCCUAACAAGCAUUGUUCUCAGAUGUUUGUGAAACAUGCACUUAGAGUGUUUGGAUGCCACUGGCCUCUUCUGGAUGUUUCUGUUGUGGCGAGACAGGUUGGCCCAGGAAUAGUAUUUCUGCUGUUUGACCAAACUUUCUUGGGCCGGGGUGUAAUCAUGCAUUGUGUGACUCCUGUGGAGCCUCUGUUGCAGUGUGUCACUCACACCAUUUUCUAUCAGUCUAAUAUCCCACCUGUGGUGCCCAAGUUCAUCCUCAAAGUGGAAUGCAUUCAGUUUGAGCGUGAUGUGAUGAUCUGGAACAAUAAGAAGUAUGUCUCCAAGCCUCUUCUUGUAAAGGAAGAUUCAGCCAUCCAAAAACACAGGCGCUGGUUCAGUCAGUUCUACAGUGAGAACAGCCCACGGCUGCAGUACCAGCGUGACAAGUUGGACUUUUGACCUCCCCGAACCACAAGAGG